GCACCUGUACAGGCAGCUAAACGUGCCUGCUUGGGUCCUUUUCGUCUCUGCAGAGGCUGAGUAGUAGAGGCUUGUCAGAAAACAUGCCGACUGUCGGGGUAAAAAGAGAUCUUCUCUUUAAAGCGUUGGGAAAGACGUAUACUGAUGAGGAGUUUGACGAACUGUGUUUUGAAUUUGGACUGGAGCUGGAUGAAAUUACCUCAGAGAAGGAGAUCAUUAGUCGUGAGCAAGGUGAUGUAAAGGCAGCAGGAGCAUCUGAUGUUGUCCUUUACAAGAUCGAUGUACCAGCAAACCGUUAUGACCUUCUUUGUUUGGAAGGUUUGGUCCGUGGACUGCAGGUCUUCAAAAAUAAGUUGGAGGCACCACGGUAUAAACGUAUCAGCCCCAUCAGUGGGGAGCCUCAGAAGUUAGUCAUCACCAAGGAGACAGCGACUGUGCGUCCCUAUGCUGUGGCAGCAGUUUUGAGAAACAUCACAUUUACACAGGAGCGCUAUGAAAGCUUCAUUGAGCUGCAGGACAAACUUCAUCAGAACAUCUGCAGAAAAAGAAGCCUGGUGGCGAUCGGGACUCAUGACCUGAACACAAUCUCAGGUCCUUUCACAUACACUGCGAAACCACCCGGAGAAAUCAGCUUCAGGCCCCUCAACCAGGAAAAAGAAUACACAGCCACCCAACUAAUGAGCAUCUACAAGACCGACAGCCACCUGAGACAUUACCUUCAUAUUAUUGAAGACAAGCCUGUGUACCCCGUUAUUUACGACAGCAAUGGUAUUGUCUUGUCUAUGCCUCCCAUCAUCAAUGGGGAUCACUCCAAAAUUACCCUGAAGACAAAGAAUGUCUUUAUUGAGUGCACAGCCACAGACCUGACCAAGGCAAAAGUUGUGUUGGACAUGAUGGUGACCAUGUUCAGCGAGUAUUGUUCAGAGCCUUUCACUGUAGAAGAAGCUGAAGUGGUGAAUGCUGAUGGCACGACUUGCAAAUAUCCAGAACUGGCGUACAGGAAGGAGAAGCUGUCUGGCAAGUUUGUCAAUCAAAAAGUUGGCAUCAACGAGUCAACAGAGAAGAUUGCUCAGCUGCUAACUCGGAUGUGCCUGCGCUCCCAGGCUACAGGUGUUGGUGAUGAAAUAGAGGUUGAGAUCCCACCCACCCGCUCAGAUGUCAUCCAUGCCUGUGAUAUCAUGGAGGAUGCUGCAAUGGCAUUUGGCUUUAACAACAUCACUCGUACAACACCACAUACCUACACCAUAGCCAACCAAUUUCCACUGAAUAAGCUGACAGAGCUGUUGAGAUACGACCUUGCAGCUGCUGGUUUCACAGAAGCCCUCAACUUUGCUCUGUGCUCCCAAGAAGACAUAGCAGACAAGCUUGGUAAAAAGAUCUCUGAUACCAGGGCAAUUCACAUCUCCAAUCCCAAGACCGCAGAGUUCCAGGUGGGACGUACCACCUUGCUGCCAGGCCUGUUGAAAACAAUUGCAGCAAACAGAAUGAUGCCCCUCCCCCUCAAGCUGUUUGAGAUAUCUGAUGUUGUGCUGAAGGAUGAGACCAAAGAUGUUGGUGCGAGGAACAGCCGACAUAUUGGUGCUGUGUACUACAACAAGAGUCCAGGCUUCGAAGUGAUCCAUGGCCUGCUGGAUCGUACCAUGCAACUGCUUUCAGUAAAACCCGCCAAGGGAGAGGGCUACCACAUUCAGGCUGCAGACGAUACCACUUUCUUUCCUGGACGCUGUGCAGAGAUCUUUUUCCAUGGAAAAAGCAUUGGACAUCUCGGGGUCCUCCAUCCACAUGUCAUUAACAGCUUCGAGCUGACCAUGCCCUGCUCCGCCCUUGAGAUGGAUAUCGAGCCUUUUCUUGGCCACACAGCUGAAAUCCCCAUCACGCAUGAGGUUCCCAUGCAGGAAGUCGUCAUACAGAAGUUCACCACACACGCUACCACCUCCUCAAAAACAGUGUUUGGAGACUUGAGCACACCCGAGGGUCUCAAUGCCCUCAAUGGUUUCCUGAUGGACAAAAGCUACAUCGAAGGCUUUGUACCCUCUCAGGCUGACACAGCCAUCUUUGAUGCCAUCACAACUGCUCCCCCACCAACUUUCUGCCAUCUGCUGCGCUGGUACACUCACAUUAAAUCCUUCCACAGGGAAUGAACUGACCUCCCUGUCGUCAACAAGCAGUUUGUGCCGCCAGAUACUCCUCCCACCUCUACUGAGAAUGACGAAGACAUAGACCUGUUUGGCUCAGCCAAUAACAGUGACAGCCCAGAGACAGCCAAAAUCAAAGCACAGCAUCUCGCCGAGUACGCAGCCAAGAAAUCCAAGCAAUCACCACUCUUUGCCAAAUCUUGACGUCAAUCACUGGGAUGAGGAGA
Molecule: messenger RNA, 2362 nt
Organism: Syngnathoides biaculeatus (alligator pipefish)
Lineage: Eukaryota; Metazoa; Chordata; Actinopteri; Syngnathiformes; Syngnathidae
Gene: farsb
Product: phenylalanyl-tRNA synthetase subunit beta
Exons: 18
Coding region: 84-2141 (685 amino acids)
Biological process (GO): phenylalanyl-tRNA aminoacylation
Cellular component (GO): phenylalanine-tRNA ligase complex; cytoplasm
Molecular function (GO): RNA binding; magnesium ion binding; phenylalanine-tRNA ligase activity
Source: RefSeq, a predicted model, not a curated record